Micropterus salmoides (largemouth bass) is the source of this 1758-nucleotide messenger RNA. It is a transcript of the gene atraid, whose product is annotated as all-trans retinoic acid-induced differentiation factor. Gene Ontology annotation, cellular component: intracellular membrane-bounded organelle. The transcript has 7 exons. Gene Ontology annotation, biological process: positive regulation of osteoblast differentiation. The record is from RefSeq and is a predicted model, not a curated record. Bases 62 to 757 code for a protein of 231 amino acids. Lineage: Eukaryota; Metazoa; Chordata; Actinopteri; Centrarchiformes; Centrarchidae.
GUGGACCAGUUUCCUGUCACAUGUCCUCUACAGUACGAUCACAUGAUUUGAGUCGAAGAAAAUGAAAGCUGGGCGCAGCCAGCUGAAACCUGUACUUCUUUUUGUGAUCUUUAAUCUGUGUUUUUAUGCAAGUUAUCAACUGACUGAUCUGAAGGUAUGUGAGCUCUGCAGCGGUACAAUCCUAAAUGGCACCACAGUGGGCCAGUUUUGCUCCUCAUCAGCUGGUCGGAUAGACGGGCGCUGCUGCUUGAGGAAUAGCAACACAAGCGACUAUGAACACAUCAUUGGGUUGGAUCUGUCCAAUUGUUCACUAACUCACGUGGAGGAGCUUCAGGGAGCAUCAACGGCAUUAAUGAUAGACCUCUCACUCAACCCCAUUGCCAACAUCAGUGGUACAGCCUUUCAAGGAUUUAUUGAGUUAAAUUACAUGAUUUUGCCACGAGACAUAGUUUGUCCAGGAGGCAACACCUCUUGGGAGAAGGUGGAGGUCAAAGAAGGAAAUCGUCUCUGUGAGGGCCAGAAAGAUACAUGCAAUCAGACCGGACAGCUGUCCAUUAACUGCCCGGAGAACUCCCUUUGCGCCCCCUAUGGCCCCGGCUUCUUUGAGUGCAGCUGUGCUGAAAACUAUCAUGGAUACAAAUGUCUUCGGGAGGGGGAGUUCCCAGCUCUUCAGGUGUUUGGGCCUCUUGGUGCUUCUAUGGUUGUGAUCUCUCUCCUGCUGUGGGUCACCCAGAGACGUAAAGCCAAGUCACUCUGAGGCUGAACUGCGGUCAACGUCUUUAUCUGAAAUGAUGUACGGAGCUGAAACUGACUGUUCUUAAAAGGGAAAAAUGCUGACACAAAGUCUGAUGUUAACCCAGGCUUCUUUUAAACAGUAAGUUUUAUUUUAUUUUACACCGUUGAGGGGCAGCUAUAUUUUAUCCAGUGAGGUUCUUUUUACCACAUCAUCAGUGCAGUUUUAGAGAGAAAAUUUUAUUUGAACACAAGUUGCUCCAAGUUUUAAAUGUUUUAAACAUUUCUGGCAAUGAUACCACUAUUAACACUUUAAUUCUAUUUUUAAAUAUAGUAGACUGACACGAGAUAUUAAUGAAGAGGUUGUGUUUAAGCAAAUUCUGAGGAUUUGCUCGUUGACUGUGCCAAACAUACUGCAUGCAUGGGUAGAAGUUUACACAAUGGAUCUACAUGUCCUUAAGCAUAUUUGUAAAGUUUGGAAAAUUGUUUACAGAAUGUUGAACAUGUACUUUAUGCAGAGCAAAAACCAAGUCAGUUUCAUUAACUCAUGUCAGAGGUUGCGCACCUCUGGAGCAACUAGGGGUUAAGUGUCUUGCUCAGGGACACAUUGGUAGAUGUGUCACAGUGGGAAUUCUACUUGGGACUCCCACACCAUGGUGGGUGUCUUAUCCACCCACAUUCACUAUGUGAAUUAUAAUGUGAACCAUCAGAAUCCCAAGUUUAACUGAGUUUUGUGCUUUAAUAAACAUUUAUGUAUUAGAGGUUACAUUAAAAAAGUGAGACACUGAGUUUAACUACAGUAUGUUACUUAGUUGACACCUGCUGUUACCACAGCUUGCAUGUUUCCACACACAUCUGCUAAAAAUGUUUGUCCUCAUCAUUGUGUCCUUUAUUCAUCAGUGACAUGUGGUAACUUGGAAAAUGUCCCCACGUUGAUGGGCGAGAAGUUUUGAUGCACCUUCCCAUUGACAUUCAGAGUUCUAAUAAAAUGUAAAAUAAAACAUACCUUGCAUUAUGCACAUACAA